Molecule: messenger RNA, 1455 nt
Organism: Debaryomyces hansenii CBS767
Lineage: Eukaryota; Fungi; Ascomycota; Pichiomycetes; Serinales; Debaryomycetaceae
Product: DEHA2A00704p
Exons: 1
Coding region: 1-1455 (484 amino acids)
Biological process (GO): lipid catabolic process
Molecular function (GO): triacylglycerol lipase activity
Source: RefSeq, a predicted model, not a curated record
AUGUACUUUAGAACUAUUAUCUGUAUAUCAUUGCUGGCAAUGUUGAUGUCAGUCCAUGCUAUACCAUUGACUGUUUUAGUCCCUACUCAAGAUAGUUUUUAUAUCCCACCUGAAGGAUUUGAGAGGUAUAGUAAUGGACAUAUUCUCAAGUUAAGAAAAACUCCACAUCCUUUAAGAAGAGCAAAGCAACAGAUUAAUAUAAAAAACUCCUGGCAGGCAAUGGUUAGAUCCAGCGACUCUUAUGGAGCAGCCACUACGAUUGUCACAACAAUCAUGGAACCUUAUAAUGCUGAUCCUGAAAAAGUCGUUUCUUAUCAAAUAUUUGAAAAUUCAGCAUGCAUUGACUGUCCUCCUUCCUAUGGUUUACAACUUGGUGCUAAUGAAACUACUCUCACUGAACUGAAUGAAAUGUAUUUCAUUGAAAUAGCAUUAAAUAAGGGUUGGUUUGUGAUAACUCCCGACUACGAAGGUCCAAAGGCUGCGUUUAGUGCAUCUAUACAAGAAGGACAAGCUACUUUGGAUUCAAUAAGAGCUGUACUAAAAAGUUCGAAUACUACCGGUAUCAGCAAUCACGCCAAAGUUGCCAUGUGGGGCUAUUCUGGAGGCACAAUCCCUACAACAUGGGCAGCUGCACUACAACCAACGUAUGCGAGUGAGUUGAAAGCCAAUUUAGUUGGUGCUGCAUUCGGUGGGUUAGUUAGUAAUAUCAGCUCCACUGCUGAGCUUUUAGACGGCGGCAUCCAUGUCGGUUUGACAGUAGCAGCGGUAGCUGGAUUAGCAAACGAAUACCCUGAUUUUAAGGAGGUCAUUAUGAAUGAUAUUUUCCAUAAUAAGACAGAUCAAUUUAAUGAGAUAUACAAAUUAUGUAUGACACCGGAAGGUCCAUAUUAUUCAGAACAAAAAAUGUUUUCAGGUCCUGAAAGAUAUUUCAAAAGUGGUUGGGAUAUUUUGAAGGAUCCAGUUGUUCUGAAAGUACUCAAUAAGAAUAUUUUAGGAUUAGAUAAAGACCAUGGCAUUCCUGAUAUUCCUCUUUUUCUAUACCAUGGGGAGAAAGAUCAAAUGGCUUCAAUUGAGCAAGCUCAAAGAGUUUAUGAUAAUUGGUGUGACUGGGGGAUUGGAUCAUUCGAAUUCGCAGCCGAUGCUUCUGUUGGUCAUCAUUUGGCAGCACUCACUGGCUUGGGGGCUGCGAUGGAAUGGUUAAACAAAAGGUUAGAAGGUGAAAUUCCACUUCAAGGAUGUAGCAAAAUAGUAAGAAAGUCUAAUGCUUUCUACCCUGGAAUUGAAAAAUCUGUAUUUGACUUUAUUACUUCCACUGCAAAAAGCUGGUUUGGAAUUCGAAUUGGUCCUAGUGGUUUAAGCCCAGCACUUGGUGAUACCGGUCGGACAGCCAGUGUAGUCACCAAUAACGGUAGUGUUGUUGUUGAUCAAGCAUAUAUUGACAAAAUUAACUGGUAA